Hydra vulgaris (swiftwater hydra) is the source of this 549-nucleotide messenger RNA. NCBI's taxonomy places the organism in Eukaryota, Metazoa, Cnidaria, Hydrozoa, Anthoathecata, Hydridae. The record is from RefSeq and is a predicted model, not a curated record.
UCAAUAAUAAUACAUGGAGAAAUUUUUACAAUAGCUAUUAUUUUAAAAUCAAAAACUCGUGUAUGCAGUUUGUGUAUUUGCAUUCAACAGCUACUUUCAAUUUUAAAACAACAUUUGAUACUAAAAGAUAAGAAUCUUUUAGUAUCAAAUGUUGAUGAAAAUUUAUGAAGUAGUGUGGGUGUUUCUGCCAUGCGCAUUAAGUCUAAAUUGCUUCUUAAAAUUACCACUUGACUCUCAAACGGAACAACUUUGCGAAGGUUUUGAAGUAUGUCUUAUAACUGAGAACGUCGGCAUAGUUAAUGGUUUAACUUUUAAGUUUACUACUAAAGGAUGUGGGUACUUUGAGGAAUGUAGCAAUGGCACAGACAACAAACUUGAAUUCGAGAUACCUUUUCAAUCAAUUAAUAUAAAAGUUGUUUCAAGAAAUAAUCAAUGUUUCAACGGAGACUUGAGCAACCACGAAUCAAAAAAUAGGGGACAAUCGAAAAUCAUUUAUUUAGGAAUUUUCACAGCAGUUAAUGUUAUUAAAAAUAUUUUUUAAAUGUUAAA